UCAUGGGGCCCCCGGGCAAUAGGGGAUCAUGGGGCCCGUGUGUCCUUGCCCACACUUAAAAAAGCCUAUAAAAAAGGUACCAGUGGCAUUUCAUGGGGCCCCCUACUGACCCCGGGCCCUCGUGCAGUGCCCGAGUGCUCGAAUGGUCAGUCCGCCCCUGCUCGGUGCUAUUCGAUUUCUGGACUUUUGCUGGAGGAACUGCCCUGAGAAGUAGCACAAGUAGGAGGGUGACACCAUCUUAUCUGUUAGCAGUAAGCAAUGCACCUACUGACUAGGCAAUAAAGA
Molecule: messenger RNA, 285 nt
Organism: Staurois parvus
Lineage: Eukaryota; Metazoa; Chordata; Amphibia; Anura; Ranidae
Source: the annotation of a GenBank genome assembly